AUGUUGUUACGACGAUCUUCUAGAUUUCUUUCACUUGCACCAAAGAGAUAUCAUAUACCAUCUCUCAGAUACUGUUCUUCUAUCACCUCAACUAUUUCUACUCAAAAUGGGUUUCCACAUACACCCACCCCCACCCCUCCUCACACCAGUAUCUCUCCAACCUCAGAGCUUCCACCCCUCUCCAUAAUGCCCCUUCCUCUCCUCCUGAAAUCCUACCUCAUAACCUCAAUUCUUGCUUCCCCAAGAAUCAUCAAGUUCUUUCUUCCUCUCCUCAACAAACUCGCAAAUUCCAGCUCCACAAUCUUAAAUCCCGAUAGAAAUCCAGUGUUACAUAUGAUCGUUCGGAAAUUUAUAUACGAUCAUUUUAUCGCUGGGGAAAAUGCUACUCAAGUGAGAGCUCGGGUGAAAGAAAUGAAAGGAUUGGGAUUCAGCGGAGUAAUAUUGGGAUAUGCGAGGGAAGUCAACGUUUCUGGUGGAGAAGUGGGCGGAGAUGUAUCAGUGGUGAGCAAAGACGUAGGGGAGAGAGCCAUUAGGGAAUGGAGAGAUGGACUCAUGAGUACGCUGUCUUUACUACAACCUGGAGAUUUUCUAUCACUCAAAUUCUCCGGCGCAGGCCCCCUCGUUCUCCACGCCCUCCAAAACUCCCUCUCCCCACCACCCCUUCUCCUUCAAUCCAUGCAUCUACUCCUCCGCACCGCGGCCUCUCAAUCCGCGCGUAUCUGGCUCGAUGCAGAACAACAGGACUUACAACACACAAUCGAGUCAUGGACUAUCGGUCUCAUGCGCAUCUACAAUACCGGAUCCCAAGCAUUACUCUACACAACCAUGCAAGCGUAUUUGAAAUCCACACCUUCCAAUAUCUUGAGAUGUUUACAACUCGCACAGAAAGAGCAUUGGGUACUGGGCAUAAAAUUAGUCAGGGGUGCAUAUAUUGCUACCGAGAAACGAGAGUUGAUAUGGGGAAGUAUUGAGGAGACGCAUGAGGCGUAUAAUGGGAUUGCUGCCGGUUUGUUAAGUUUAUCGUAUCCUGGGAUGGCUGUUGAGAAAGACACUGUAUUUGGAGAGAAAGCAGGGGGAAAAGAAAAAGAAAAUGCAUAUCCACGAGCAGAAUUAUUCCUCGCCACGCACAACGAAGAGAGUAUCAGAAAAGCCUAUACACUUCAAAGCUCGCGAAUCCUAUCCGGAAAACCCACAAUCGAACUAGCGUUUGGACAGCUACAAGGGAUGGCCGAUGAGAUUAGUUGCAGCUUACUACAACUCCGUCGAAAAGAAUCCCAGGGAUCGAACCUUGCAUCACUAGUUUCCAGAAGUCUUGUGAACACAGAGGAGAAAUCCAGAUUAGCGCAGGCGUUAAAACCAAAAGCAUAUAAAUGCAUGGUGUGGGGUUCCACGCAACAGUGUCUACAAUUUCUUUUGAGGAGGGUAAAAGAAAAUGGAGAUGCGCUGGGAAGGACGGGGUAUUGGGUUGAAGGAUUCAAGAGGGAGAUAUGGAGGAGGAUGAAGAGUUCUUCUGGGAUGAAGAGGAGGAGUGUUUUGAAGAGUGCUAAUGAGGGGAUGAGUCAGAAGAGGGUUCUAUAGAGAAGGUGUGGUUCUGUAAAGGGGGAUCAGGGAGAAUGGAGUUGUUUUUUAUGUAUGGAGAAGUCUAGAGUUGGAGUUUAUGAUUUUCUAGAAUGGAGAGGAGUUGAGCUUACUUAGGGAAUAUGUUAUAUGUUAUGAAAAUCCAGAUUUUGAAAAGCUCUACAUACGACAGAGUGACCAUCACAAUCUAAUUAGUUAUGCCAGAAGUCACGUUAUGAUUCGUGCACCCCAAACCUGAA
Molecule: messenger RNA, 1817 nt
Organism: Botrytis porri
Lineage: Eukaryota; Fungi; Ascomycota; Leotiomycetes; Helotiales; Sclerotiniaceae
Exons: 2
Coding region: 1-1578 (525 amino acids)
Cellular component (GO): mitochondrion
Molecular function (GO): FAD binding; proline dehydrogenase activity
Source: RefSeq, a predicted model, not a curated record